Schistocerca piceifrons (Central American locust) is the source of this 1203-nucleotide messenger RNA. Its product is annotated as odorant receptor Or2-like. Gene Ontology annotation, biological process: sensory perception of smell; detection of chemical stimulus involved in sensory perception of smell. The transcript is spliced from 6 exons. The record is from RefSeq and is a predicted model, not a curated record. NCBI's taxonomy places the organism in Eukaryota, Metazoa, Arthropoda, Insecta, Orthoptera, Acrididae. Gene Ontology annotation, molecular function: odorant binding; olfactory receptor activity. Gene Ontology annotation, cellular component: plasma membrane. Bases 1 to 1203 code for a protein of 400 amino acids.
AUGGCACCAGCUUCUUCAGCAGCCGCGGCUGCUGUGGCGGCCAGCAGCCUGGACCACUUGCUGCGGCCUCUACACUGGGGGGCCGUCCUGCGACAUCCGAGCGUUGCUGACUCAUCGCCCAUCCUCUUUCGCCUGCGCACCCUCAUCAUAGCCUCCAUCACCACAUCUUUCGUUUUCUCCGAACUCCUCGUACUGUACCACCAGGGCACUGAAGACUUGGACCUCUUCAUUCUGAUACUCGGCAUCGCAGACACCAUCGCUAUGUGGGUCUUCCGUAUGGCACACAUCACUCUUCACGAAAGUGACUUCCAUAAGCUCGCCCUCCAGGUGAGCCAGGACUUCGCCGACUUCGUGACUUGGGAGGACGUUCCUGUGAUGCGCAGGCGGUGCCGCACGGUGCGUCGAAUAUCGCUGACCUACAUGUGCUUCGGCUUGUCCAACUGUGCAUAUUUUCUUAGCUUACCCUCUAGCCCCGACGGUCUGCCCUACGUUCUGGUUCUGCCCUUCGACGCGACGAAGCCUGCAAGUCACACCAUCGCUUGGCUCUACUGCAUGAUUGUGACUGUACACACCGUGAUCAUGACCAUAGCGAUCAACUCUUUCAACAUCAGCGUCAUCACGCAGCUAUGUAUACAACUCACACAGCUUAACAAGAAAAUAGUCAAUCUCAACAAAGACAUGCCUGAGGAGCCUGGACAAUCUGGGAAAAAACCUGCCCAACGUGACCUUUACUGCCGACUGAAACAGUGCAUCCUUCAACAUCAAGCUAUUAUCAAGAAUGUCGACUUGCUGCAAAGCUGCCUGGGCGUAGUGCUGCUGGGGCAAAGUUUAUCCGUCGGUACCGCGGCCUGCUUCGAGAUGUUCCAGAUUGCCACGAGUGCUGAUGGUCUGCAACAAAUUGGGAAGUUUGGUACUCACUUGUUCACCAUCCUUGCGGAGCUCUUCAUUUACUGCUGGUUUGGAGAUGAGCUCAUUACUGAAAGCGAGAACCUGGCUCUAGCGGCCUACGACGCAGCGACGUCACUGCAGGAUAGUCCCGUGUCCAUCAAACGGUCGCUCGUGCUGCUCAUGCAACGUGCACAGAGACCCUUGUGCAUCACCGCUGGUGGGUUCUUCCCACUCUCCAGGGAGUCUUUUGUUGCGGUCCUUAACGUGUCUUACUCUUUCGUCGCCAUUCUGCGGAAUUUCAAGAAUGAAGAUUAG